AUGGCUACAAUGACUGUGUCCCCACAGCAACUGCCCUUCAUAUCACAAGAUGCCAUCAAGGAUGGCCAAUGUGUCUUUCCAUUCUGGUAUAGACAUGAAAAAUAUCAUGACUGCGUGAAGUUGAAUGCGAAACACAGGUGGUGCUCAUUACAUAGUAUUUUUCAAGGAUACUGGAAGUAUUGUUCUCUGGAAGAUUUUGCCCAGUGUAUGUUUCCCUUCUGGUACAGACGCACAAUUUACUGGGAAUGCACAGAGGAUGGAGAGGUGUUUGGGAGAAGAUGGUGUUCACUGACCAGAAAUUACAACAUGGACCGGGUUUGGAAAUUUUGCUGA
This is a messenger RNA of Castor canadensis (American beaver), 333 nucleotides long. Its product is annotated as binder of sperm protein homolog 1. Gene Ontology annotation, cellular component: cell surface. The record is from RefSeq and is a predicted model, not a curated record. Lineage: Eukaryota; Metazoa; Chordata; Mammalia; Rodentia; Castoridae. Gene Ontology annotation, biological process: sperm capacitation. Gene Ontology annotation, molecular function: heparin binding.